UAUUUUAUUUCCUUUUUCUGGAGAUAAAAGAAGUGAAGUGGAGCAUCGAGUAAACAAUCGUUCUCGUUCCUUGGUUCGUGGGGUUCAACUUCAGCUUCAGCUUCAACUUCAACUUCAAAUUCUUACUGAAACCAAAUCAAAAUCAAAUUCAAAUCGUUAACAAAAUCUGAAUUUAGAUUUGAGAUGGAAAGGCUUCAGCGAAUGUUCGCAGGUGCAGGUGGAGCACUAGGGCAUCCACCCCCAGAUUCUCCAACUCUUGAUUCCUCCGAGCAAGUCUACAUCUCUUCCCUCGCUCUUCUUAAGAUGCUUAAGCACGGAAGGGCUGGGGUACCCAUGGAGGUGAUGGGUCUGAUGUUGGGGGAAUUCGUGGAUGAGUACACCGUUCGUGUCGUUGAUGUCUUUGCAAUGCCACAGAGUGGCACUGGUGUUAGUGUUGAAGCAGUAGAUCAUGUUUUUCAGACUAAUAUGCUUGAUAUGCUCAAACAGACUGGAAGGCCAGAGAUGGUUGUUGGCUGGUACCAUUCACAUCCUGGAUUUGGCUGUUGGCUGUCUGGUGUUGACAUCAAUACACAGCAGAGCUUUGAGGCUUUGAAUCAACGUGCAGUGGCUGUGGUUGUAGAUCCAAUACAAAGUGUUAAAGGAAAAGUGGUGAUUGAUGCUUUUCGAUUGAUCAAUCCACAGACAAUGAUGCUUGGUCAAGAACCAAGGCAAACAACAUCCAAUCUGGGGCAUCUAAAUAAACCAUCCAUUCAAGCAUUGAUCCAUGGGUUGAACCGGCAUUACUAUUCCAUAGCCAUUAAUUACAGGAAGAAUGAACUUGAGGAGAAGAUGUUGCUUAAUCUUCACAAGAAGAAAUGGACCGAUGGUUUGACACUUCAUCACUUUGAUACACAUUCCAAAACUAAUGAACAAACUGUACAGGAAAUGCUGAACUUAGCUAUCAAAUACAACAAGGCUGUUCAAGAGGAAGAUGAGCUGCCCCCGGAAAAGCUUGCAAUAGCAAAUGUGGGAAGACAAGAUGCCAAGAAGCACCUUGAAGAGCAUGUCUCAAAUUUGAUGUCAUCUAACAUUGUUCAAACUCUCGGAAUGAUGCUUGACACUGUUGUCUUCUAGAGUUGUCAAAUUGGACCUUCUGGUUUCUCUAGCGUGAAGUGGAGGCAAGUUAAUUCAUUACAAUUGCUGUUUCCUAAUUCUUCUCAAAACUAUAUUUGAAGGCAGAUGUAUUCUUUGGACGAGCUGAAAAGGUCAAGAAAGUUAAACUUAGCACACAGUAGUUUGUGCGAUGUCUUCCUUAA
Messenger RNA from Abrus precatorius (Indian licorice), 1295 nucleotides. Its product is annotated as 26S proteasome non-ATPase regulatory subunit 14 homolog. Gene Ontology annotation, molecular function: proteasome binding; protein binding; metallopeptidase activity. Bases 184 to 1113 code for a protein of 309 amino acids. Gene Ontology annotation, cellular component: proteasome regulatory particle, lid subcomplex. Gene Ontology annotation, biological process: proteasome-mediated ubiquitin-dependent protein catabolic process; protein deubiquitination. Lineage: Eukaryota; Viridiplantae; Streptophyta; Magnoliopsida; Fabales; Fabaceae. The record is from RefSeq and is a predicted model, not a curated record. The transcript is spliced from 6 exons.